Messenger RNA from Lactuca saligna, 2025 nucleotides. The record is from the annotation of a GenBank genome assembly. NCBI's taxonomy places the organism in Eukaryota, Viridiplantae, Streptophyta, Magnoliopsida, Asterales, Asteraceae.
AUGGAUGCUGAAUCUUCCUCGUCCUUAGAGUUGCCACAUCUGUGCCGUCAAUUUACGAUUUCUGAGAUUCACUCAGCAACCCAAAACUUUGAUAAGUCACUAGAAAUCGGGCGAGGGGGGUUCGGCAUAGUUUACAAAGGAACCAUCACUAAUGGGGUAACUCGUUUGGUUGCCGCCAUUAAGCGUCUGGAUUCAAAGUCUAAUCAAGGAGCAGCAGAGUUCUGGAAUGAAGUUCAAAUGCUUUCUAAGUUAAGGCACUGUCACCUGGUCUCUUUGAUUGAUGACAGCUGGGCUGCUAAGAUUUCAGAUUUUGGGUUGUCCAAACUAGGUCCCAUAAAUCAACCCUCCACUUAUGUCAACACUUUUGUGAAAGGCACUUUUGGAUACCUCGAUCCAGACUACUUUGCAACUGGUAGGCUGACGAGAAAGUCUGAUGUGUAUGCGUUUGGGGUAGUAUUAUUUGAAGCCCUGAGUGGAAAACAAGCAGUGGACAAAAGUCUUGAUGAGGAGCAUUGGGGUUUAGUAAAUUGGGCUCAAGAAUCUAUCAAAGAAGAUCGAUGUUUACAUAGCAAUCCAAAGCAACGACCUACAAUGGCCGAGGUUGUGGUCUGUCUUGAGUCUGUAUUAACCUUACAGGAAAAAGCCAAUCACACAUUGCAGCCUUCGGCUUUGAGAAUAUUUGGUAAUAAGGUGCCAAAGCUUCUGUCUUGGUCCAAUGGGGAAAAAUCUGUUGGGAGUAAAACAUCUUUGGAGUUAUACUUUGAUUCUAUUGGAGGUGAAAACAGAAUAUUACGUAGGUUUGAGUUUGGAACUAUCAAUUCUGCAACUGAGAACUUCUCUGAGAAUAAUAAAAGUUCACAAUGGGAGGAUGGUUCCAUGUACAGGGGAAGUCUACAAAAUGGACUGGAGGUAUCAAUUGCCAGACAUAAUUCUGAAUCUGGAUCCCAAGAGUAUAAAAAUGAAGCUGCGUUACUGGUAAAACUUGAGCAUGAGAAUUUGCUCAAGCUGCUUGGAUAUUGCAUUGAAGAAACACAAGUAUUCCUUGUCUAUGAGUUUGCACUAUGUAAAAGUCUAGAUCACUUCCUAUUUGAUCGUGGAUGUACUCUUUUGGACUGGAAUAAGCGAGAAAAAGUAAUAUUGGCUGUUGCUAGGGUACUUGUAUACCUUCACCAGCAUGAUGUCGUACACAGCAAUGUCAAACCUCGAAACAUUCUUUUAGAUGAAAGUUUCCACCCUAAACUAUCAGAUUUUGGGGUUGCAAGAUUUUUGCCUAUAAAGGAGGUUGAUUGCGUCCAAGUGGAUGCAAUACAUCAGGCUAAUCAGCUGUCAACUAAGGAUGAUGUGUAUGGAUUUGGUAUGUUAAUUUUGGAAAUGAUGAUCGGGUAUAAUAAAGACUUUUUUGAAGGACUACAAACUGCUUGGAGGGAUUGGUGGUCAGGAAAAGAUGGAAAUAUAAUUGAUCCUAGAAUUCAAGCAAAUUCAAUCAUUACAACAAGAUGCAUCCUCAUUGGGCUGAUGUGUAUUUCAAGUGAUGCAGCUGACAGACCAACAAUGGAGGAAGUUGUUGCCAUGCUGACCAACAGGAAUCUCCCUAUACCAAAACCAUUUAUGCCAACAUGGAUUACACAAAAUGGGAGAGUUGGGAUUACAAGAUAUUUGGAGGUAUACUUUGAUAGUAUUGGAGGUGAAAACAGAAUAUUACACAGGUUUGAGUUCAGAAUCAUCAAUGUUGCAACUGAGAACUUCUCUGAGAAUAAUAAAAUUUCACGUUGGGGUUAUCAUGGUUUCACCGUCUACAAGGGAACACUACAAAAUGGACAAGAUGUAUCAAUUGCCAGACAUAAUCCUAAAUUUGGUUCCCAAUACUAUACAAAUGAAGUGGCAUUGCUGCUAAAACUUGAGCAUGAGAAUUUGCUCAAGUUGCUUGGAUAUUCCACUGGAGAACUAGAAGUAUUCCUUGUCUAUGAGUUUGCAGUGUGUGGAAGUCUAGAUCACAUGCUAUUUGAUAUGAAUUUUAUUUUUUGA